AUAUGGCUGGUCAGUUUCGUAUAUUACAAAACAGAUUACAAAACAUGUACAGUUUACAACGUAACAAUGAGAAACAUGAAACACCGAAUACGUGGACUGCUAAGAAGUACUACAGUACUAUUAAGAAUUGUAUUCGGCAACAUCAAACGCUGAUCAUGCACUCCAACGAGCUUGAAGAAAUCUUUAGCCCGAUUAUACUUGCGCAAGUGUUGGCAUUUAGCUUACUGAUUUGUCUCUCUGGAUAUCAAAUAGUACUGGCUGAUCUGUCUUCGAUCAGACGCUGCACGUUCGUGGCCCUAUUGAUAUCAACUAUGUGUCAGCUAUUCAUGUUCACGUACAGUUGCGAUUGUCUGAUACAAGAAAGUUCAGGGGUAUCCGGUGCAGUAUACGCAGGCGUCUGGAUAGAAUUGCCGAUGGACAGAUUUGGAAAACUUUUUCGAAAGGAUCUGCAGAUGGUCGUAAUGAGAUCAAGGCGACCUUGUUGCCUGACUGCCAAUAAAUUCUUCGCGGUUUCAUUGGAAACUUACACUAGCAUGAGCGUUUACAUGGUAUUCAACAUUUUGUACGUUAACAUGAUUAUGGUCAAAACAGUGACCUUCGCUAUAAAGAAACAGAAAUUUCUUAAUUUGAUCCAGUUUAUGCGAAAGUACUUCUGGCAUACAAACUACACUCCGUACGAGCAGGCAAUCUUCAACAGAUGGAAACGUAUCUGCCUCUGUUUCAUUGCUUGCUUCGUCUUUUUCACUGAUAGUGCAGAUCUCAGUCUCAUCGUAGUACCGAUUAUAGAUAAUAUUGGAAAAAAUGAGUCAGAAAGGGUACUCCCAUUCAACGCAUGGCCAAAUUUACCGAGUCCAUACUUCGAAAUAGCAUUCAUGUUGCAGGUUCUCCUCAUGUUCAACCUAAACGCAUGUUACGUGUCUUUCGAGAACUUCUUUUGCAUCAUAAAUCUACAUAUGGCCGCUCAAUUUCGUAUAUUACAAAACAGAUUGCAAAAUAUAAACAGUUUACAAAUUAACAAGAAACCGGAUACGUACACUGCUCAGAACUUCUACAACGCGAUGAAAAAUUGUAUUCAACAACAUCAAUUGCUUGUCAUAUAUUCCGGCGAAAGUGAAGAAAUCUUUAGUGUGUUUAUUCUGUGGCAAAUAUUAACUUUUAGUGUGCUGAUUGGUAUGUGUGGGUUCCAACUGUUAGAGGUCGAAGAUACUUCGGUCAGCCGCACAACGCUUGUGGCCGAGUUGGUAGGGGUCCUGAUCCAACUAUUCAUGUUCACGUACAGUUGCGAUUCUUUGAUACAAGAAAGCACUGCAGUCUCAGAAGCAAUCUACACAGUCGCAUGGGCAGAAUUGCCGAUGGAUAAGUUUGGAAAACGUUUUCGAAAGGAUUUACAGUUCAUGGUAAUGAGAUCGAGACGACCCUGUUUCCUGACUGCUGGUAAAUUCUUCAUGGUUUCAAUGAAAACCUACAUCAACAUACUGAGCUCGGCAAUGUCAUAUUUCAGUUUAAUAAGACAACGCACGAGUAAUAUUUAA
Nomia melanderi (Alkali bee) is the source of this 1532-nucleotide messenger RNA. Lineage: Eukaryota; Metazoa; Arthropoda; Insecta; Hymenoptera; Halictidae. The record is from RefSeq and is a predicted model, not a curated record.